This is a messenger RNA of Monopterus albus (swamp eel), 6317 nucleotides long. RefSeq names its product leucine rich repeat containing 8 VRAC subunit Ab (gene lrrc8ab). The coding region runs from base 292 to 2679 and encodes 795 amino acids. Gene Ontology annotation, cellular component: cytoplasm. The transcript is spliced from 4 exons. Gene Ontology annotation, molecular function: protein binding. NCBI's taxonomy places the organism in Eukaryota, Metazoa, Chordata, Actinopteri, Synbranchiformes, Synbranchidae. The record is from RefSeq and is a predicted model, not a curated record.
AUUUAUAUGAAAGUAUCACUGGAUUUAAUCGCAGCAUAUUAAUUACAAUAAGUGGCACACCCUAGUAGUGCACUGCAUGUUAGUAAUAAUGUUACUACACCGGCGUAAUAACUUCGGCAUUUGCUCGGAUGUAAACUUCCGAUGACAAGAAGCCGGUGAUCUCCUAUUAAAACCCAUGGCGACGAGAGGGGCAGUGGUCCAUGAAGAGUUUUCCAUACACAGAGAGUGGCUGGUCCACCAGGGAUAUCAUCAGGCACUGGAGCACAGAUAACACCCCCAAACUGAUAAACCAUGAUUCCCAUCACUGAGCUGAGGUACUUUGUGGACACACAGCCAGCAUACCGCAUCCUGAAACCAUGGUGGGAUGUGUUCACCGACUAUAUCUCCAUUGUUAUGCUUAUGAUUUCUGUGUUUGGAGGGACACUGCAGGUCACCCAGGAUAAGAUGAUCUGCCUGCCCUGCAAAUGGGUGGUCAAUGAUACCUGCAAGAAAAACUUCAAUUCCACUCUCUUAGCAUCAUUAUUCAUGGAGCCCAAAGGGAUCCAGUAUGACCUGGACCGCCACCAGUACAACUAUGUGGAUGCUGUGUGCUAUGAGAAUAAAUUGCACUGGUUUGCCAAGUAUUUCCCCUACCUAGUAUUACUCCACACCCUUAUUUUCCUAGCUUGCAGUAACUUUUGGUUUAAGUUUCCACGGACUAGCUCCAAACUAGAACACUUUGUAUCCAUCUUGCUGAAAUGCUUUGACUCCCCAUGGACAACUAGGGCGCUGUCAGAGACAGUGGUUGAAGAGAGUGACCCAAAACCAAUGAAAAUGAACGGCUCAAUGGAUCACAAGGAGUCUGUAAUCAGUGAGGAUGUUGAAGCAAGUGUUCCUAUGCUCCAAAGGACAAAGACCCGCUUUGAGCAGGGCAUUGUGGAUAGAACAGAAACUGGGGUUUUGGACAAAAAAGAAGGCGAACAGGCAAAAGCCCUGUUUGAAAAAGUGAAAAAGUUUCGUAUACAUGUUGAAGAAGGAGACAUUGUGUAUAGACUGUACAUCCGUCAGACUAUCAUCAAAGUUAUCAAGUUUAUUUUGAUAAUCUGCUACACAGGGUAUUAUGUGCACGAUAUUAAAUUCAGUGUAGAUUGUUCGGUAAAUAUAGAGAGUCUGACAGGUUACAGUGUGUACCGUUGUGCUCACCCACUGGCUACACUUUUUAAAAUCUUAGCCUGUUUCUACAUUAGCUUAGUUGUGGUGUAUGGUUUGAUCUGCAUGUACACGCUCUGCUGGAUGCUUCGGCGCUCUCUGAAGAAGUACUCCUUCGAGUCAAUACGGGAAGAGAGCAGCUACAGUGACAUACCCGAUGUGAAGAACGACUUUGCAUUUAUGUUGCACAUGAUAGACCAGUAUGAUCCUCUGUACUCCAAACGCUUUGCUGUGUUCCUCUCAGAAGUAAGCGAAAAUAAGCUGAGGCAGCUCAACCUCAAUAACGAGUGGACACUGGACAAGAUCAGGCAGAGGAUAACUAAGAACUCUCAGGAGAAGUUGGAGUUGCACCUUUUCAUGCUGAGUGGUAUUCCAGACACAGUGUUUGACCUAAUGGAGCUGGAGGUUCUUAAACUGGAGCUUAUCCCAGAUGUCACUAUUCCCCCAAUCAUCGCCCAACUGGUCAACCUGCAAGAAAUGUGGCUUUAUCACACCCCAGCCAAAAUCGAAGCUCCAGCAUUGGCAUUUUUGCGUGAACACUUGAAGUCUCUGCACAUCAAGUUCACUGAUAUCAAAGAGAUUCCCUUAUGGAUCUACAGUUUGAAGAAUCUUAGUGAACUUCACCUAACAGGGAAUCUCAGUGCUGAGAACAACCGUUACAUUGUCAUCGAUGGGCUCCGGGAGCUCAAGAGGCUCAAAGUUCUUCGUCUGAAGAGCAAUCUCACCAAGCUACCUCAGGUGGUGACUGAUGUGGGCAUGCAUCUCCAGAAGUUUUCCAUCAAUAAUGAAGGCACCAAGCUGAUGGUGCUCAACAGCCUGAAAAAGAUGGUGAACCUGACGGAACUGGAGCUCAUUCGCUGUGAUCUAGAACGCAUACCACACUCAAUCUUCAGCUUGCACAACUUGCAGGAGAUUGAUCUGAAGGACAACAACCUGAAGACCAUUGAGGAGAUCAUCAGCUUCCAACACCUUCAUCGGCUGGUCUGCCUUAAGCUCUGGUAUAACCACAUCGCCUAUAUUCCCAUUCAGAUUGGCACACUGACCAACCUGGAGAAGCUGUACCUGAACAGAAACAAGAUUGAGACGAUCCCCAACCAGUUGUUUUAUUGCCGCAAGCUGCGCUUCCUCGACCUGAGCCAUAACAACCUGACCUACAUCCCAACAGACAUUGGCUUCCUCCAGAAUCUGCAGUACCUGGCAGUGACAGCCAACAGGAUUGAGAGUCUGCCUAAUGAGCUGUUCCAGUGCAAGAAGCUUCGCACAUUGAACUUGGGGAACAACUGCCUGCAGUCUCUGCCAUCACGGUUUGGGGAACUGACUGGGUUGACACAGCUAGAGCUGAGAGGAAACCGUCUGGAGUGUCUGCCUGUGGAGCUGGGCGAGUGUCGUCAGCUAAAGAGAACCGGGCUGGUGGUGGAGGAAGACCUCUUCAGCACCUUGCCCACGGAGGUUAAGGAGCAGCUGUGGAAAGCUGAUAAGGAACAACCUUAAACAGGUCUGUAGUUGUGAGUGAAAACAUUAACUUUCCCCUGACAAGGGUGAAAUGUCCAUACUGCCCCAGAAGGUUUGCUGAGGCAGGCAGUAGACCUACUGCAGUGUACUGUCAGUAAGGCUGGAUACCGAGAGCCACUGCCAGUUUGACAGAACAAAAAGUACAGCCUGGCACCUUCUGAUUGUUCACUCAGAUCGCAUUGGUCCAGCUGCUUUAUUUAUUUAUUUAUCUAUUUGAUUUAUUUUUGCUUUUAAUUUAACCCUUCAUGAACAAUUCCUCCAGCCUUUCCUUUAUAAUCCGGUAAUGAUCGUUUAUAGCCAUUGUGAUCAGCAGCAUCUGUAUUUUUAUUUUAACCAAAAGCGAGGUUUGAACAAAAGGUGUUUUUUUUUUAUAGCUUACACUUCUGCAGUUUAACUCAUCUUCCUUCCCUUUUUGAAUGGUGAAUCUGAUUUUGCGCCACCUGCUGGUAAGCAGAGUUAUUUGUGUCACACAGGCGCAGAACGUACAUGCUAGUUGGCCGUUGGCUGCAGUCUGUGCACUGUGUUCAAGUGCCACUUUUUCAACCCUGCUGGCCCAGACAAAGUAGGUGUGAGGCCUGCAUUGCCAUUAGUUCUUUCACGUUAGUUUGGUGUGUCUCUGCUUUUUGACCUAGCUCUUAUGGAAAAGCAGUUUUUCUGUUUAAUGCUACUCAGUGGACAAGCAUUACAAAACAUCAACCCCAUACAAUUACAUUAGCAGAGCAUCUUAUCAGGAAGCACGUACCCAACCCUUACUGCCAGUAUGCUACUCAGUGGGAAUUGAGCAAAAUCUAUUAUAUGGCCAUGCUGCAUUCACAUUUUUUGCUUGCACUGAAUUACACAAAGCAAAGAAAUGGACGAUGGAGGAAAUGCUGAGAAUUUUUCAAAUGAGCUAAAUCAUGUCUGCAUAAUAACUUAAAUGAAGUUCAUACAGUAUUGACAUUGAAAUUCAUCUGCCAAAUCUAGCAUUAUAAUAUGAUGUUUCUGACAUGAUAAGGCAGUUAUUCUGUUAUUUUAAUCUUGCUGAACUGCAUAACACAAAACAUUAUGCAGUGUUUAGCGUAGAUGUUGUUCCCCUAUGUGUAAGAUUAUAGCCAUCCUCAGUGUGAAAUUAACUGCCACAUACGAAAGUAACUUAAUCUGAAUUUUUGUGUGAAAGAACAAUGCAAGAUGGAUUAAAAUGAUUUCUGAACCUUCAAAGUGGUGAAACAUUCCUACAAUUUCCUUUGUCAGUCAUAAGGAGGAUUAUGAGGCAUUUUUGACGAGAGGUAUUUUAGGUCAGUUGCCUUAACUUGCUGUUACUGUAUGUUUUGUUUUGUUAUUAUUUUUGUUACCACAUCUGCUGAGCUCAAAAUAAACGAUCAUGCUCACAAACAUGCUUUAAGGCAGGUAAUUCUCUUUAAAGCUGCACUAGACUACCCCGGCCCGAAUGGGAAUGCACAGGUUUUUUGUUUAUUGUAUAUUUUGCUCUAGUGUUCGCUCUAGUUUAGGCAAAUAAAAGAUACGAGUCUUAGUCAUGAUUAGUGAGACAUUCUUCACUGUUGUAAUUUUGACUUUUUUAUCAUAAUUAUGGGACCUAGAAAAUGUUUUAUUACUAUUCUUAAUUUUUUUUUUCCUGCCAUAAAUGGGCUUCCAUACGUUUUAGGUUAUCUGAUUGUUGUCAGUUUUUUCUCUGGCAUCACGUGUGGUCGUUUAAUAAGUUGGGCCUGAGAGAGACAUUUCUGCACAGCGCUAAAACUGUGGAAUUCAACAUCAGUGCACAGCUCUGAAACCACACAACACACAACUGUUGUUCUUGUGUUUACCUUGAGGACAAAAGCUCACUUUACGUUUCAGUAAACCUAACUGCAAAGAAAAUUUGGACAGUAGCAAUAUACAGUAUAGUUCAGUAACUGGAUGGAAAAGUAGAAUAGUUUUAGGUUUGUACUGUAUAUUUAUUUCAGUAACAUGUAUAACUAUGCUGUAUUGUGCUAUAUUGCCUUUAUUUAAACUAUGUAAAGGUUAGUAGUGAUGUAGUUUAACAAUGUGCAUGGGCAUUCAUUUUAAUAGGGUGAUAGAAUUUCAAAAUAACUAGAUUAGAGAUUUCCACACGUUACAUUUAGGAAAUGCAAAUAAUGGUAUGAUGCACUGUGAUUCUGAGUUCUUAAUGUACAGUAGACAAUGCAUGUUUUGUAUGUUUUCCGGUAUUGAACGGUUCAAUUGAAUGACUGCCAGCCAUGAGAUUAAAAUAGUAGUACAUUAGUAGUUAAGUUUCUCUCUCUCUUUUUAAAGAACUACUCAUAGAAAAAGCAAAUUAAGUUUGGUCCCAACUGGAACAUUUUAAACGACACCCAGAACACAUCAGCAGUAUGCCACAGACCAAGACAAUCAACUGUCCAGUUUAAGUUUAAAAACCUAAUGUCAAAUGUAGAGCUGCAGUGAGCACUGCAAGUAAAUGGUCACUAUGUUAAAAAUACAUUGUGUAGGCUGCGACUAAAGUAGUAUCAGUAAAAAGAUUAGUUUUUUGUCUCCUAGCCAUUAUUAAUCUUUUGUUCCUUGUAUUGUUCCUUUUUUAUCAUUUCAUUUGUGUUGCCAUUGUCACCACUGAUAAGCAUGUCCAUGACUUUAGAAACCCAUGGAUGAAUAAGGUGAUCCAAAAUGCUGCCUUUAAAGUGGGUGACAGAGAACAAUACACUGUUGUCAGACAUGUCCUGAAACAACGCGCUAAGGCUGCAUACAAGGAAACAGUUGAGGAACAUUUCAUCAGUAAAAAUCCAACAUGCAUAUGGAAAGGCAUACAGCAGGUCACCAAUUAUAGGAACGCAGAUAAUUAUGCCUCUCUGGCAGAGGAGGACUAUGAAAAUUUCACAAUGUGUGGUCUUAUUAUAUUGUCUUCAGUGUUAUUUAUUACGUGGAACAUUCACUCAUCAUGUGUAAUAUUUACUUUUUUUAAUUAUAUCUGCUGCUGUAGACUGCUUCUUAACUCGGCUGAAUGUAAAUAGAUGUAGUACAAUCAGUGUAAUGUGUUUAGGUUUUGCUUGACACACAUAUUCAAUGACAACAAAGCUAUUCUGUUCUAUUCUAUUCUAUUUAUGUUUUUAUUUUGGCAGUUGUCAGUAUUACUGUAGUAUAGCUAAAUUUCUCAGGAAACCAGCUAAUACUCACUUCUUUUUUAAGUUGAUUGCCAACUUUUUAUUACAGUUGUUUUUUCUUUUUCUUUUUUUUUACAGUUGUGAUAAUAUUUUAUAUGCAUUUCUAUGAAUUGUUUCUAGUUUGGUGUAUUUAAUAUUGACUGAUGGUUUAAAACAAUGUGUUUUUAAAGAAAUCACUUGGUUUAACCUUGAUUCUUUGUUUUCAUCAGUGAUCAUGUGUUAACUGAGCUGCAACUGUUGUCUUCAUUAUAUUUGGCACAGGUCAACUGUUUGUAUGAGCGUGUUGGUGUAUAUGUACACUGUAUGCAUGUAAUGUUCCCCCAACUAAAUUCCAGUUAUAGGUGUACAGUGUUUUUACCCCAAAAAUGUUUUAUUGUAAAGGAAAUCAUAUGUGCAACAGUAUUAACAUGAAGGAAGUGGCAGUGAGCGGGCAUUCUGUUUGAAAAUUUUUCCACAUCCACUAAAGUAAAAUAAACUUGGUUGACCAAA